AAAAAUUUAAGUAACUUUGAUAUUUAAUAUUAAGUGUUAAUAACUAGUUGGAAUUAAAUAAAUAAAAAAUGCCACGAGGUAAAUAUACGAAUCAUAAAGGGCGUAAUCGUCGCUUUACAAAUCCUGAAGAAUUAGAAGAACAACGUCGUAAAGAUGAACAGGAGCGGCGAUGGAGACAACAACGUGGUGAUGAAUCUUCCGAAAGUGAAGAGGAAGAAGAUGAAGCUGAUAAGAAAAAAGCUAGUGGUAGUAAAACUCGAGGAGAUGAUGAUUCCGGUAGUGGUAGCGAAGAUAGUAGUGAAUCGGAAAAUAGUGACGAGGAGAAAGCUAAAGGUGUUAGUAAUUUAAUUAAAAUUGAAAAUCCAAAUCGUGUUCAAAAAAAAGUUAAAAAAUUAUCAACCCUAAAUGAAGAUUUAGUGUCACAAAAACCACAAUUAUCACGAAGAGAACGUGAAGAAAUAGAAAAACAAAGAGCGCAAGCUCAUUAUCAAAAGUUACAUGCAGAAGGUAAAACUGAACAAGCUCGUGCUGAUCUAGCACGACUUGCAAUCAUUAAACAACAAAGAGAAGAAGCAGCUAAAAAACGAGAUCUAGAGAAAAAACAAAAAGAAGAAGCAUUGAAAGCGAAAACUGCCCAAACACAAAAAGCGCUUGGAAAGAAAACGUAAAAUGAUAAAUAUGAAUGUAACAGAAUUUCGGAAUCUUUGUGAAACUGGGAUAAAUGCAAAUACAUUUAUAAUUAAAUA
Chrysoperla carnea is the source of this 746-nucleotide messenger RNA. Its product is annotated as 28 kDa heat- and acid-stable phosphoprotein. The transcript has 4 exons. Gene Ontology annotation, cellular component: cytosol. The record is from RefSeq and is a predicted model, not a curated record. Gene Ontology annotation, molecular function: RNA binding. Lineage: Eukaryota; Metazoa; Arthropoda; Insecta; Neuroptera; Chrysopidae. The coding region runs from base 69 to 668 and encodes 199 amino acids.